Molecule: messenger RNA, 321 nt
Organism: Phytophthora megakarya
Lineage: Eukaryota; Oomycota; Peronosporomycetes; Peronosporales; Peronosporaceae
Source: the annotation of a GenBank genome assembly
AUGUCGUUGAGACUCGUGGUGCCAACCACAAUGAUCCAAGAGGUGCUACACAACUGUCACGACUCCAUUGAAGGAGGGCACCAAGUGAAACACGACUACUACUGGAUCGGUCUCUACGCAGAUGUGGAGAAACAUGUGAAAUUAUGUCUCGACUGCAGCUCAAGUAAGAGCUUGCCGCAGCUCAAAGGCUACUCACCUGGCAAUGAGCUCGCAGAGCGACCAUUCCAGGUGGUGUCAAUGGACUUUGUGAUCUUCUACCGAGAUCUCGUCGAGGGAACACUGCCUUAUUGCUAUGGCAGUGAUCGUUUACGGGGUUUGUGA